AAUAUUUUUUAUUUGUCCAUAUCUCCACUUUGGGUAAAAAGAAAUCUAAAUUGAGAAAUUAGAAUAUGGUUUUCCUAGUAAAAAACAUCUUUCUGUCUCUGUAGCUGGGGACCAAUUUCUGUGCUCAUGGCUGCAGAGAAUUGGACAACAGUGACUGAGUUUGUCCUUCUUAGCUUCUCUACCCUGCAACCCAAGGUUCAGGCCUUGCUCUUUCUGCUUUUUCUGACCAUUGAACUUAUCACCUUGAUGGGCAAUGCCCUUAUCAUCCUGGUCACUACAGUCGACUCUGGCCUACACAGUCCAAUGUACUUCUUCCUCAGAAACCUGUCUUUCCUGGAGAUUGGCUUCAACCUGGUCAUUGUUCCCAAAAUGCUGGGAACUCUGCUUGCCCAUGACACAAACAUCUCUUUCCUCAACUGUGCCAUUCAGAUGUAUUUCUUCUUCUUCUUUGGGGCUUCAGAGUGCUUUCUUCUGGCAACCAUGGCAUAUGACCGUUAUGUAGCCAUCUGUGACCCCUUACGCUACCCAGUCAUCAUGAGUCAUAAGGCUUGUGUACAGCUGGCUGCUGCUUCAUGGCUCUCGGGCCUUCCUGUGGCCACAGUACAGACUACAUGGCUCUUCAGUUUUCCAUUCUGUGGCUCCAACCAGGUGAACCACUUUUUCUGUGAUAGCCCACCUGUUCUGAAGUUGGUCUGUGCAGAUACAGCACUAUUUGAGAUCUAUGCCAUCGUGGGAACUAUUUUGGUUGUCAUGGCCCCCUGCCUAUUGAUCUUGGGCUCUUAUGUUUGCAUUGGUUCCACCAUCAUCAGAAUGCCUUCAGUGGAGGGAAAACGCAAGGCCUUUUCUACAUGCUCCUCCCACCUCCUUGUUGUCUCCCUUUUCUAUGGGUCUGCAAGCCUUACUUAUUUUCGACCCAAGUCCAAUAACUCCCCAGAGAGUAAGAAGCUUCUAUCAUUGUCCUACACAGUGGUAACUCCAAUGUUGAAUCCUAUUAUCUAUAGCCUAAGGAACAAAGAGGUGAAGACCACACUCUAUCAUAUUCUCCACAGAGUCCUGGGAUGCCUGAAAAUUUAAAUUGAAGCUCCAAAAGUUAUUCUGCCUUUACUAUUACAAUCACAAGAUCAUAGAGUAAAACUGGAAAGGGCCCUUAGGGGUCUAGUUGAGAGGAUAUGAAAGUUUGAUGAAAGGAGUAUAAUUCUGGCUUUGGGGAUUUCUUUACUCUCUGCCCUGCUUAGUGGGAGGACCAAGAAAGACAAAUACUUCUGAGAACUCUCUACAACAUAUACAGAGGACAGAAGAGGACAAAGGGGUGAAUGAAUGGUCAGGAGGUGAUUCUUCCAAGCAGCCAAGGGGUUAAGGUGAGACUAACUUUCCCUUGAUGUUUUGGAUACAUAGCUCUCACUACUGCCAGUGAAAUUAUGGAACAAUUCUAUCCAAAUACUUUAUUUAUACAUAUUUCUACAUUUCCCAGAAUAACAUGCAUUAUGGCUAUGUAAUAUGAACUACUGGAAGUGGAAGGACAACUAGACACUCUCAAGUUCAAGUUAUUAUUCCUGCUGCCUCCAGAGAAGAUUGUCCAUCUGUAGCAGAGACAGGCAAUUCCAUUAGAAUUCAAUUCAACAAACAUUUAAGCCCUUGCUAGGCAAUGGAAAUAUAAAACAAAAUAUUCCCUGCCCUCAAGGAAUUUACAUUUCAAUGGGAGUAUAGAGUGGAAUGAAGAAUAACUUAGUAAGUGUUUGCUAUAUGCCAAAUACUAGGCUAGAGGGAUACAAGUAGAAAAGUCAAUCUUUGUUCCAAAGAAGCUCAUGCUCUAAUUGAGUGGAGACAACAUAUAAAGCAAAUGUACAGGCUAGUUUCUGGAAGAGAAAGCAUCAGAGAAAAUGGAAAGGCCCCAAGGACUUUGGGAAGUACUGACAGGACAGAUAGUCCUUGAUCAAGAGGAUAGUGAAUAUAAGGAUCAAAGUGUAAUAGAGUUUGGGGAUACAAGGUUGGGGAGGGGAUUUCAGAAUUUUAGCUGAAAAUGAAUGUCUAGCACUUUGUGAAAACUGAGCA
Molecule: messenger RNA, 2052 nt
Organism: Monodelphis domestica (gray short-tailed opossum)
Lineage: Eukaryota; Metazoa; Chordata; Mammalia; Didelphimorphia; Didelphidae
Product: olfactory receptor 10A5-like
Biological process (GO): G protein-coupled receptor signaling pathway
Cellular component (GO): membrane
Molecular function (GO): G protein-coupled receptor activity; olfactory receptor activity
Source: RefSeq, a predicted model, not a curated record